This is a messenger RNA of Sorex araneus (European shrew), 690 nucleotides long. RefSeq names its product interferon lambda-3-like. The transcript is spliced from 6 exons. Gene Ontology annotation, molecular function: cytokine activity. NCBI's taxonomy places the organism in Eukaryota, Metazoa, Chordata, Mammalia, Eulipotyphla, Soricidae. The coding region runs from base 1 to 690 and encodes 229 amino acids. Gene Ontology annotation, biological process: positive regulation of immune response; innate immune response; cell surface receptor signaling pathway via JAK-STAT. The record is from RefSeq and is a predicted model, not a curated record.
AUGGUCAACGCCUCUGCUGCCGCCAUCACCGACCCCGCCUAUGACCAAUGCUGGAUCUGCUACUCCUCUCAACCGCCAUUCUACGAAGGCAUUGCUGUCCUCGGCUCUCCAUUGAACGUCUCUGACGCCAAUGAACUCCGCUGGGAAGUGGGGCCCACGCACCGAUUGACUUUGGGACAAGUGCCCCCCAAGACCCUCACAGACCCCAAGGGCUGCCAGCUGGCCCAGUUCCAGUCUCUGUCCCCACAGGAGCUGCAGGCCUUCAGGAGGGCCAAGGAUGCCUUGGAGGACACAGUCCUGCAGAAAGCCCAGAACUGCAACACCCGCCUGUUCCCCAGGACCCGGGACCUGAGGCAGCUGCAGGUGUGGGAGCGCCCCGUGGCCCUGGAGGCCGAGCUGGCCCUGACCCUGCAGGUGCUGGGGGCCAUGACUGAGCCCUCCCUGGAGUCUGUCCUGGACCGGCCUCUCCACACACUGCACCACAUCCACUCCAAGAUCCAGGCCUGUGUGCCCCCUCAGCCCACAGGGAGCCCCCGGACCCAGGGCCGCCUCCAGUGCUGGCUGCAGAGGCUGCAGGAGGCUCCUCACAAGGAGUCCCAGGGCUGCCUGGAAGCUUCUGUCACCUUCAACCUCAUCCACCUCGUCAUCUCAGACCUGCGAUGUGUGGCCCGAGGAGCACUGUGUGUCUGA